This is a messenger RNA of Tuber aestivum (summer truffle), 1461 nucleotides long. The record is from the annotation of a GenBank genome assembly. NCBI's taxonomy places the organism in Eukaryota, Fungi, Ascomycota, Pezizomycetes, Pezizales, Tuberaceae.
AUGUCUUUGCUGUUGUUCCUUUCCUUUGCCUCGGUGGUUAUCGAUGCAGGUGCACCUUUUGUAGCCUUUCCGAUAAGCUCGCAAGUACCGCCGGUUGCUCGGGCUACUAAACCUUUCGAGUUCGUUUUCUCAUCAUCGACAUUCCUAUCAGAUGCGCAACCUCUACAGUUCACACUGAGUGGUGGCCCUGAAUGGCUGCAACUCGACAGUGGUAGUCGAAAGCUCUAUGGCGUCCCACCAAAGAAGGAUUCCGGUUCUUUCAAAGUGAGGAUAAAGGCUCGGGACGCCUCGGGGCAAUCCGUAGAUCAUGAAGCUGCCUUUAUUGUAUCCACAGAGCCUGGGCUAAAGGUAGUGAGAACUAUUGAUUCACAGCUCGGGAAUUUUGGGCCAACGGAUGGCAAACGGGGACUAGUAUUCGCUCCUGGGCAAAGAUACGGUUUCUCCUUUGCACCUGAUACCUUUUCUCCACUCGAUAAAAUCCAACGCUAUGAAGCGGUUUCUUCGGAAAAUACACCUCUGCCUUCAUGGAUAAACUUUGAUCAAGGGACGAUGAGGUUUUCCGGGACCACGCCUGAUAUCACUUCUUUGAUAGCUCCCCCACAAACAUUCAAUAUCACACUUGUGGCGUCUGACUAUCCUGGGUUUACGGGGGCAUCCGUGAAUUUCGGGAUGGUGAUAGGGGCGCAUGCUCUUCGUUUCAAGGACACCUAUCUGGAGGUGAGUGCAGCUACGGGAAGUGCGUUCAAUUACGAGAUCCCACUUGGCUCAGUUCUACUUGAUGGCACGCCAAUUUCGCUAGAGAACCUAACGGGAGUAUCCACAAAUGCUCCUGACUGGCUAUCGUUCAAUAAAAACAAUCGCGUGCUCAGUGGUACACCUCCACCAGGGACUAAAUCUACGACUGUUGUUAUAUCCGCCAAAGACGCUUUCGGAGGGCAUGCGGAAAUGGCUAUCAGUAUUAAAGUGAAAUCGGGAGUCUUCACUCUUGAUUUCCCAGACUUCAACGUAACUAGAGGCAGGGCCUUUGAGCAUACAUUCAACAAGACACGGAUUACUGCUGUUGGUGUUCGACUGUCUGCGGUUUACGAACCGGCGGCGGACUGGAUUUCUUUCGAUCCCGAGGAAUUUAAAUUUAGCGGCCGCGCUCCUGAGGACCUGCGAUCGGUGAAGAUCAGGCUUUCAGCAAGGACUUCGUCUGGAGAUUUGGUAGAUUCACAGAGUAUAGAGAUGCUGGCGAUUGAGGAUGGCGUGGUUUCAGUAUCUGCUACAUCGACCACAUCCUCCACUAAGACCUCACAUACGCCAACGCCAGCCCCUAAGGACACUCUAGGAAAAAAGACCACGAAUGCCGAGUCGGUCGAAAGCAGCCGCAAAAGGAUUCUAACCAUCGUUCUGGCCACAGUACUGCCACUUUUGGUGAUUGUUAGCAUCUUGAUAAUUUGGUGUUGCAUUGUGCACAGG